Messenger RNA from Candidozyma haemuli, 2151 nucleotides. Its product is annotated as dolichyl-diphosphooligosaccharide--protein glycotransferase. The coding region runs from base 1 to 2151 and encodes 716 amino acids. The transcript is spliced from 3 exons. Lineage: Eukaryota; Fungi; Ascomycota; Pichiomycetes; Serinales; Metschnikowiaceae. Gene Ontology annotation, cellular component: oligosaccharyltransferase complex. The record is from RefSeq and is a predicted model, not a curated record.
AUGGCACAAAAGCUGAUUGCAACGGUAGUUGUCCUUCUGAAGAGCCGAGCUGAAGGCCAGUCGAAGACAUGUGUACCUAUUACAUCAGACUACAUUGGUCAUACGAGUCGGACAUUCAAGGAUGUGGAUGGAUAUUACACGGCUACUAUCUACAAGUUCCGAACCUCCCAAGAUGCGGUCCAGUUCGAUGUGCAAUCAAAGCUCGAUGCUUCGGUAGACAUCCAGAAGGCGCUGCCGAUGCUGAAAGAACCUUUCAUGAUCACAUACUCAGUCUUACGCACAAAAGACCUUGCUUUACCCGAGACUUCGAUGGCCUAUGAACAAGGUAAGCUCGUCGGGACAUGCGUGUUUAAAAGUACUCUCGUGCUUGAAAAGUUUCCUAAGGACCUGUUUGAUCAUUCAAAAGUGACAAAGAAGAUCAUGACAAAUAUCAAGUUGAAUGGAUUCGAUUAUCUCGCACAUCACACGGAUGCUUUCCCAACCGAAAAAUCGAUCAUUACCGUGACUAGAGUGAUGAUGAACACUCCGCAGAAUUUGUUGACCUAUUCAAAUAAGACCAUUGAAGAGCAAAUGGAAAAAUUCGGAAUCGGUGCUCUAGGGCUGGGGCCUGUAACAAAGGAGGAAUGUAUGAUGAUCAAAUGUGAAGCAAACCCGUCAGAGUCAUAUGGAUCUCAGUAUCUCAAAACUGACGAGGCCACUCUUCAAUACGAAUUUCCUCCUUUUCAACUUGAAGCCCGCCACUUGUGUCCCCCUAGUCCGCCUACAUAUGAUACUCAUGGAGAUAUCUACAUGGUGCUUGAUGAUACCAAGUCGUCUAAUCCAGAAGCUAUCCAUGCCUUUCCCGGAAUGAGUCUCAAGGACCUCGUGAGAAUCAAGUUUGCUAGGUACUUCAAUGUUGAGGGUUUCCAACUCUUCAACGUUGCUAUACAAGUCUGGGAGUUCAUAAGAGGAGAUUAUGUCACGGAUCAGUCAAUUAAAACAAGAUGGUUAGAAAUCUACAACUCCAAGUUUAACAGUGCAUUCGGCAAAUCUAUUGAUCAAAAGCGAUUGGAGCUCAAACACAGCUUUUAUGAUUGCAAGCUUCCUGAUCUUGGACCUACAUUUUAUUCCAACCUGCUUAGCAGAAGCUAUGAAUUGCGGGCAACCAUAAAGUACAACUUGCUUGUUGCCGCCUGGUGCCUGGUGGCUCUUGCCGCCUACUCUGAUCUGGAGAUGCAAGCCCUUGUGUCCCUGAAAGGCAGAAACUCGGUCAUUGAGCUCCGUGACGACAACUUUGAAAAGUUCCUCUACGGAGACAGAGACUACGACCUCGUGUUAUACAUGGCGCUGGACUCGCCCCAGCUCAACUGUAUUUUGUGCCGUGAAAUCCAUCCGCUGUACCGUACGGUGGCCACGUCUUGGACACAUGCUCAUCCACAUGGGUUUACUGAGGAGGAGAAGUUGGACCAGGGCAGAACCAACAUCUACUUCUUGGAGGCUGACUUUAUGUCUGCCAAGAAGCUUUUCCAGCUUAUGCAAUUGGACUCGAUUCCAAAGAUCUAUCACUUUCCUCCUUCCAAGCCUGGUGCUAAGGUCACGUCUUUCCUUACCGAACACUCCCAGUACCAGUUCUACCAGGGUGAACACACGUCAUUGAUUGCCCAGUGGGUGCGUGAGAUUGUUGGUGUUCCUAUUGAAAUCCAUGUUCCUAUGGACUGGGGCAAGGUGGCGUUGAACGCUGUCAUCACGUUCCUUGUUGUGUUGCUCCUCAAGAGGUUCAGUUCGUAUGCGCUGGCCGUCUUCCGCUCUUCGUACGUGUGGGGAACCGUAUCCUCGGGCGCCAUGCUUAUGUUCAUUUCUGGUUACAUGUUUAACCAGAUUCGUGGCGCUCCUUUCGUCAGAGAGACCGACAAUGGUGUGGAGUACUUUGCUCCUUCGCCUCAGAGUCAGUAUGGCUUGGAGAGUCAGCUUAUCUCGUCCUUGUACGGCUUUUUGGGCUUGACGUUCGUGUUGUUGGCAUCCAAGGUUCCCAAGAUCAACAAUGCCAAAGUGCAGCUUCUUGCGGUGGUGACCAUCUCGGCAUUGAUCUACCUCGCCUACAGUGCUUAUUUAUCCUUCUUUGGCUUCAAGUCCAGAGGAUAUCCAUACAGACUUCUUGACUUUGGCAUCUAG